ACAAAAGGUGCGGGAGCCUCAGUGCGGCAGGAAAACCGCAACACGGCACCGAGGGCUUGACCAGGAGAGAGAGACACUGAGAACACAUCUGGUGUCAACACAACAACACGCGGACAUGACGGACGGGACGCGUGUGUCUCCGCAGACUCCACAGAAUGGAAGUGAAUCUGUUUCCAUGCAGCUUUUCCUCUGAAGCCCCGGGGAACGUCCCCCGGCUCGGUCCGUGUCUUCUUCUGGCGCAGGGAGCAGAAUGGAUGAGGGGAGAAAAGACACAAUGACGAGCGACUCGUUGUGUCAACGAGACUGAGAAACACGCAAACAGAAGAAAACACGUUUUCACGAGGAGCCCGUGGAGGGGGAAACUGUGCGUGAAGCCGCCGCAUCUCUCCACUCAUUGUUUCCCACGAAGAAAAACAGAUUCCAGCGGUGAGAUGCUCUGACGCGGCGCCGGAUUCACGGGAUCGUCGCGGUAAACAAACCCGGGACAGAGACAUGGGUGAAGUUCAGAGGAGCUCCGUGGCUCCGGCGGUGAAGUCCUUCGAGCACUACGACUUCUCCAGAGCCAAGAUCUGCUGCAGCCUCACGUGGCUGGUGGCCAAGGCGUACGGCACAGACAGUAUCCCAACAGACCUGAAGGAUCCCUUCUACAUAGACCAAUAUGAGCAAGAGCACCUGAAGCCUCCUGUGACCAGCCUCCUGCUGUCUGCCGACCUCUACUGCCGGGCCGGCAGCCUCAUCCUGAAGAGCGACGACUCCAAGCCCCCGCUGGGCCACGAGGCCGUGAUCCAGGCGCUGGCCCAGCGAGGACUCUACAUCCAGGACCAGGAGAGACUGGUCACCGAGAGAGACCUUCGAAAGAGGCCUCUGCAAAUGAGCGCCCACCUGGCGAUGAUCGACACUCUGAUGAUGGCGUACACGGUGGAGACUGUGAGUGCGGAGACGGUGAUGGCCUGUGUUUCUCAGUAUUUGCCCUGUAAGCCUGAGGUGGAAAUGCCAUAUGAUACGGAAGAUGCAGUGACCACCUGGAUCAACAAGGUGAAUGAAUAUCUGAAAGACACCGUGGCUCAGGAGCAGAGGAAGAAGGAGACGCAGAGUGAAGAGCCUGCUGGGAGUCCUCGGUCUCCAACCAAGUGGUACAUGAAGCUUGUGCCUGCCCGGUACAGGAAGGAGCAGGCCUCGACCCUGUCAGGCCCCUGGAUCCCCCCUGUGGACAACCUGCUGAAGGACAGCACAGACGGCUCGGCCCUGGGUGCUCUGCUGCACUUCUACUGCCCUCAGCUGCUUCCGCUGGAAGAUGUGUGUCUGAAGGAGAACAUGACUCUGGCCGAUCGGCUCUACAACCUGCAGCUCAUUCAGGACUUCUGCAAAGACAACCUGAACAGCUGCUGCCACUUCAGCCUGGAGGACAUGCUCUACGCCUCCUCCACCAUCAAGAAUAACUACCUGGUGUUCAUGGCAGAGCUGUUUUCGUGGUUCGAGGUGGUCAAGCCAUCUUUUGUGAAACCGAGACUGCUGGACAGCGAAGGCACAGAAGCAUUAUCCUUGUUGAAGAAUAUGCCAGCCAUCCCCAUUUCCAAGGCAACCAAGAGAAGCUUCCUUGAAAGACCCCCCAGUCCCGAAAGAGUCAGUUUGCCCCUCCGACCUCAGCCUAAAAACUCAGGAGACAUGAAGAGGUCGACCUCAAUGUCUUUUGUUGAUGGAAACCUCGGCACCUGGCCCAAAGAGAAGAGGUCUGGGCCUUACGGAGUGUCUUUUGACAUCCCCUUUGACAAAGAGGGCUCUGGUCCCACUUCUCUUUCCUCCACACGAGGCAUGGUCAGGUCUGUCAGCACCGACGACGGCUCUGGUUUCAAGGUCCACCACCUGCCCAGAGGAAUGAAGCGCAACUUGUCCUUCCAGCCAGUGAACGGUAAGAGCAUUGGCAUCGAGGAGGAGGGCUGCCCAGACAGCCUAGCUGGUGUGGAACCCAGCAGGCAAGCUUUUCCCAAUGGACAUGAGGGUGCCAUGGCAACAGCUCCCUCCAUGGAGGAGGCCCUUCAGAUUAUCCACAGUCCGAGCAGGCCCCCGGUGGAGGGUAUCAACAACGGUUUCUUCCUCCACAGUCAGGGACAGGGGGCCAGUGGCUUAGAGCCGGUGUCAGAGUUGGACUCCAAAGGACCCUUGAGCACCACAGACACCACAGAGGUCGACACAGGCAUCCAACUCCGAACAGAGGAUAUGCUAGACGAGGAUUCCUCUUUGAAAGACUGCUCCGUGAACAUGGAGCUGGAUAUGGACUCGCCGAGCCCAUGCCCGAGCAGCCAGAGCAAAUCCCCCUCAGGAAUGAAGCUGACCAACUUUGCCGAGCAGAAGUUUAAGAAGAUCAAUCCAUCGGCACCAGACUCAGGCAGGGGCAGCUGCAGCUCGCUCAAGAUGACGCCCGAGGGCUCAGAGUUUGGCCUCCCGUUAUCCGUCUCCUGGGCGCCGACCCCUGAGCACAGCCCCAUCCACCAACAGACCCCACCGCCUGUUACUGUCCGGGCAUCGCCCUCGCCUGUCCAGCUUCCACCCAAUGACCCCGCUCAAGUCAUUGCUACGGAGAUGGUGCAGCUGAGGAUGAGGCUGGAGGAGAAACGGAAAGCCAUCGAAGCGCAGAAGAAGAAAGUGGAGGCUGCUUUUACGAGGCAUCGGCAAAAGAUGGGUCACUCGGCGUUCCUCAAUGUGGUGAAGAGGAAAGGGGACGGGGCUGCGAGCGGUGAUGAAGGAGGGAAAGUGGAGGCAGAAGGCAAGGCAGCAAGUCCCGUCUUUAAAUUUGGGAGGAGCAAGGCCGACACACCCGACGGGGCGGAGCAAAGCAACACAGCCUCCUGUUGGACAAAGUCACCAGGAGCAGGAGAGGAGGGUGGACAAAGUCCGGCUCAGCUAACCGAAGUGGACCUCACAGAGUAUACACGGUCUAUCGAUAAACUCAACCACUCGCUAGCCUUCCUCCAGACCGAGAUGCAGCGACUGGCUCAACAGCAGGAAGUCAUCAUGGCCAUGAGGGAGCAACAGCAUCAGCAGGCGUGGGUCGUCGCUCCUCCAUUGACGAACCCCUCGCCACAAAAACACAGAGCUGUCACUCGAUCCUCAGGACCCUCCUCUCCUGCUGACUCCCCUCAUUCCACCCACCGCUCUCCAACCAGCAUCAAGCGCAAAUCUGCCUCCUUUCACUCACGCAAUCCUCGCACCCCGCGUCCCACCGAGCUCAAGCUGGCCCCCUACAACCGGGUCCUGACCGCCCCGCAAUCUGUCGACAGCAUCCCGAGGCUGCGGCGAUUUUCUCCCUGCCAGCCUUUGGCGAGUACCUUUGUUUACAUGGGGGAGAAACCGGCGCGUGCCAAUCCAGAGACAGUGGCCCCAGAUGGAGAGAAAAAUAAGGAGGCAGAUUUCCUCCUUUCCCCAGAGAGGGAGAUUGCCAGUACAUGUGUAGCCCACUCACCCCCUACCUCCCCCAACCUGCAGAACAAAAGAAAGCAAACAAAAGUAGAUUCAAACGCCAAUACCCAGGAGACGGAGGCACACAGCCAAUCCGAGAUCGCUGACAUGGAGAAAGAUGACCAGAAACCCGCUGUUCAGAAGUCAGCUGUAGAUGUUCUGGCCCACCCUGUGGUGGAGACCUUCACGGUGACACCUACUGAGAUCCCUCCCCAGCCAGAAGCCUCGGGUCAAGCAAAGAGCAACCUGAUCGAGGUUCCACUGUUUGUGGUGAAGCCGCUGGACGACCUGACACUGGAUGAUGGUUUGGAGAUGCAGCAGGGAGAUGUGGGCGGCCCAGAGGAGGAGCAGAGGAGGGGUCGCGGUUUCUUCUUCAAGGAGGAUGGGAAGGCCGAGGAGAACAUGGCUCAGAAGAGGGCGGCGCUGCUGGAGAAGAGGAUGAGGAGGGAGAAGGACAGUCAGCAGAAGAAGAUGCAGCUGGAGGCCGAGCUGGAGCAGAAGAAAGAGGAAGCUCGAUUGAAAGCAGAGGAGGAGCGUCUCAGGAAGGAGGAGGACAAGGCCAGGAGGGAGUUCAUCAAACAGGAGUAUCUCAGGAGGAAGCAGCUCAAGCUCAUGCAGGACAUGGACACCAUCAUCAAACCUCGACCAGGCGGCGGCACCAAGCAGCAGAGGCGGGGCCGGCCCAAGUCCAUCCAUCGCGACAGUGUGGACUCCCCCAAAACCCCCGUCAGAGCUGCCACAGGUUCACGCCAACGUGUCUUUUCAGUCUCCAGCUUGUCCCUGGCGUCGCUCACCCUGGGAGACGGCGACAGCGUUCAGUCUGAGAAGAGGACGCCGAGAAGUGCUAGUUUAGCCUCUGGCAGCCUCCUCCACUUUCUGAGCUCUCCUAAACUGAGAAGGAGAAGGCCAGACUCUGCAGAUGGCUUCCUGUCCCCGAGUCGCUCCAGCAGCAGAAACGGAGAGAAGGACUGGGAGAACGGAUCCACAACCUCCUCCAUUACAUCCAACACAGACUACACUGGACCGAAGCUCUACAAGGAGCCCAGUGCAAAGUCUAAUAAGCACAUUAUACAGAACGCCAUGGCCCACUGCUGCCUCGCAGGCAAGGUCAACGAGGGGCAGAAGAAUAAGAUCCUGGAGGAAAUGGAGAAGUCGGGGGCCAACAACUUCUUGGUGUUGUUCCGUGACGCUGGCUGCCAGUUCCGCUCACUCUACACCUACUGCCCCGAGUCAGAGGACAUGAACAAGCUGACAGGCAUCGGCCCUAAGAGCAUCACACGCAAGAUGAUCGACGGCCUCUACAAAUACAACUCGGACAAGAAGCAGUUCAGUCAGAUACCGGCCAAGACCAUGUCAGCCAGCGUGGACGCCGUGACAAUUCACAGCCACCUCUGGCAAACCAAGAAGCCACCCACCCCGAAAAAAGUAGUGCCUGCCCUGUCCUAAUCGAACAUCGCCGUUCCCCUUCUCAUAUGGAACAAACACAUUUCAAUUUGCACUUCACUGUACAUAUCCAUAAAGAUUCAAACACCUGCAAUGCCAGUUAGAUGAAUGCAUAUUUGUCUUGUUUUUACGUUUGUCUGUUUUUCCUCUCAUUGCAUUCCUGCCCUUGUUUCUUCCCCUUUACUCUGGACUGAUAAUGAUCAGACUCAAAGAUAAAGAACAACUGGAAUGUAUGCCACUGUCGGAGAAUGACGCUCUUCACUAGAGAUUGUCCCUGUACGAGUGUGGUCCUCGUUUCCUGUGUGCCAAACGUCAAAAAAAGAGACAUUAUGAAUGCCAGGACAUUUUACUGAAGCACUGAAUGUUUUAAAUUCAUGUACAGAUUGAUUUUGCAUUGAGUCGUGCAUUUUGCUGUUGAUGUGUGGCCUUAUGCUUGUUUUGUUUUUAGCGUGCGAGUGUAAUGAGGUGGUUGUAAAGCAUCGUAUUUAAACGGAUGUUUUUUUUGUAUUUGGAAGAAAACGUCUUCAUCUCAGUGGGCGAAACAGUUUGUAUAUUGAGGUACGUUAAACUACAAAGGGCCAAAAAGACAUAAAAUGCAUACAGCUAGCGUUAGCCACACGGUACAUGUGUGUUCAGCUCAACAAAGCAAAGCGGUUUCAGCUUUUUCUCAACCCUGUUCUUUGAGAAAGUGAUUUUCAAACCAUGCAGGACGUUACUCUGGAUGGUUCUAUUCUAGACUGGUUCUCAACCUGUGGGUUCGGACACCUGCAAACGAUCUGCGCUAUGAUACGUCUGUAAAAUAUUCUGUCAUGUCUCUUGUCAUUGUGAGGAAUUUCUUUUUUGUUGAGUAGUUGCAACCUCAAAACUUGUUCCAAUAAUUACAUAAAACUGUCUAACAGGGAUAAAUAACAGGAAAAAAUCCAUUGAGUGUCAGCGCUAACACUCACAGCAGUUGCCAAAAAAGGGUUGAGAACCAGUGUUGUAGAUCACUUUGCUGCUGGUCAACAGCAGGUUUGUGAAUAAAUAAAAAGAUCAGUAUUAUUUCCUUCUUUUAUAUUUUAUUUUGAAAUGCUUCCUUCUGCUCCAUGUAAGAACUUUGCAGUAUUUUAAGAUAGAGAUUUUAAGGCACUCCGUAGAGCGCAUACAUCCGCCAAGGCCCAACAGUCCUCUUAAAUUCAAUCAAGCUGCAUCAAAUUGUCCCACAACAGUCACAUUAAUAUGCCUGAAAAAGAAAGAAAAAACAGGAAAUUUCGUAAUGUCAAGAAAGUAAAAAAAAACAUCCCUGGAUCUGCACUAAAAUUUAAUGGGUUCUUCUCUGAUGCAUACCGCAUCCUUCCACAAAGUUUCUUGGUAAUCCGCACAGUAGUUUUUGCGUAAUCUUGUUCACAAAGCAACAAACUAAAAACAUAACCUUGGCAGAGGUAAUCACACUCUGGUAUCACUACCAGUAUGACUUAAUGACACAAAAGAAGUAUUUCUCUUUAUAUCAGGGUUCAAACUUAAAUUGUACAUUAACAGUAUUAAAUUCAAGAUUGCCAAACUACUUAAUCUUAUAAUAAUUAUCUUAUCAUUAUAAUUAUUAUAAUUCAUAAUUAAUAAUGGCAUACUAAUGUCAAGGCACUUCCGGACCACCAGGCACCAAAAUGAAGUGAAUGAUAGUUCAUUUAUACUCAGAGUUUACAUUUCUGAGUAGUUACAAGUCUGUUGCUGUGUUAUUCAAAAAGCCAGUCAUACAUCAGUUAGUUACUAAGUCAAGAUGGCCACACUGUUACAUUUUCAACACGUCUGUUGUUAUUACAUGAAUGUGUAUUAGCAGCAUCUGUCACUUAUAAAUGAAACAUGUCCUUAUAAAGGCAAGAAAUAUAUUCAAUUUCUUUUUUUCUAUAAACGGGAGGAUUCAUUUCACAUAAUAAUGCAAAGCAGAGGAGGUCCGGUCCUUCUUGUUGUAUAACGGGUACGAGACUCACCACAGAGUUUCACUGGUGUCGGUAUCAUGUUCCUUUUACCACUGAAUGUCAAAAUCAGCACCGUUCACAGGUAUGAUUUCCAACUAAUUAAAUCUGCCAUCAUGGUGCUUUGCUUUGAGCUAUAAAGAGGGGGGGUGGGGGGUAUUUAUGACCAAAAGUGAACAUAUACAUGUUUUUGAAAAUGUAAAAAAAAAAUUGACAGAGUUGAAAAAGUGUUUCUGUGUUUAUCGGGAGAAUUUGUCCACAGAAAAUCUCUGUGCAGCUGCUUUUGGCUGUUUAAGGCCAAGAAAUGAAAAGGAUAAUUUAAAGUGUAAUGAUUCUGUACAGUGUGUUCAUGUUAGCUCAUUCACGAUGAUGACUUUGUUUCUGUCAGACGCUGCGACGUCAUUCAACAUAUUGCUGAACAUGUGGGAUUUUUUUUUUUUCUCAUUUACAUUUAAUAAAUUUAAGCAUGGCCUCAGCAUUUAUAUGGUU
Messenger RNA from Hippoglossus stenolepis (Pacific halibut), 7340 nucleotides. RefSeq names its product calmodulin regulated spectrin-associated protein family, member 2a (gene camsap2a). Gene Ontology annotation, molecular function: calmodulin binding; microtubule minus-end binding; spectrin binding. The coding region runs from base 493 to 4902 and encodes 1469 amino acids. Gene Ontology annotation, cellular component: microtubule minus-end. The record is from RefSeq and is a predicted model, not a curated record. Gene Ontology annotation, biological process: negative regulation of microtubule depolymerization; neuron projection development; cytoplasmic microtubule organization. NCBI's taxonomy places the organism in Eukaryota, Metazoa, Chordata, Actinopteri, Pleuronectiformes, Pleuronectidae. The transcript is spliced from 19 exons.